AUGCAGGCUUCUAGCUAUUUCUCAUUCAUGGCAAACUUCAAUCCGUACUUCGCUUCCUCCUCUUCUGCCUCACGCUCUGAAGAAGAUGAAGAGAUUAUUCUCAAUGCUGCAGCCAUGCUUCUUUUUUCACCGGAAGCAGAACGCUCUUCAUCAAUAAAAAUCCAGUUUCAGCAUUUUCCAUUGAUUGAGGAUUGUAUAGGUGCUUUGGACGGCACACAUAUCUCAGCUACAGUUCCGGCACACAAGCAGAUGGCCUACACAAAUAGGCAUGGGAAUCAAAGCCAGAACGUGUUAGCUGUAUGUGACCAUGAUAUGCGGUUCAUUUAUGUCUAUGCCGGAUGGGAAGGCAGCGCACACGAUGCACGGGUGUUAGAACAUGCAAUGAGAAUGCACACCGAUUUUCCAUUUCCCCCCCAAGGCAAGUUCUAUCUCGUUGAUGCAGCUUAUAAGAUGGUGCCGGGUUUUUUAGCACCGUUCAAGGGAGGACGUAACGUAAGAGUUGGACAAGGACGUGGUCGAGGACAAGGACCGAAAGAGCUAUUUAAUACUCGUCACUCCCAACUUCGUAAUGUAAUUGAACGAUCCUUUGGUGUCCUGAAGCAACGAUUUGCCUAUUUAAGGGGUCCGGUUCCAUAUUCAUAUAUGCAAACGCAAAUCAAUGUCGUUAUUGCAUGCUGUGCACUUCACAAUUUUCUUAGGGAAAUUCAGCCUUCGGAUGAUCACUUCAUGAUGUACGAGCAAGAGGACAUGCAAUUCGAAGGCGAGUGUGGAGCUCCUCCGUAUCCACAAAUUCAACCGUUGACGUCCCCCCAAGAAAUAGAAGAAUGGAAGGGAAUGAGAGAUGAAAUGGCUAAUCAAAUGCAUGCCGCAUCACGAAGGCGGAGACAUUAG
Coffea arabica (coffee) is the source of this 891-nucleotide messenger RNA. The record is from RefSeq and is a predicted model, not a curated record. NCBI's taxonomy places the organism in Eukaryota, Viridiplantae, Streptophyta, Magnoliopsida, Gentianales, Rubiaceae.